GUUGUUCAUUCGUUGCUUUCUUGGAAGAUUUCUGACAACACCGUUAGCUUCCCAUUUUUCAGUCUGUGCUGAAAUAGAUUGUGCCAUGCAGAAAGGAAGAGAGGCUUGCAUCACGUGGAGACGUUUGAGUAUAGAUGAAGUGAAAUAGCCACAAAGCAUCAUCAGGGGUGGCGCAAGGGUCGUUUGUAAAGCAACAUGCACGUGUCCAGGGCGGAUCCCUGUCCAGUUAACGGGACAGCAGCCAUUCCAAGGAGGCGCAGCAUGAGGAACAUGUCUCUCCUGGAGCACCUGCGAGGCUGUCAGAGAGGCUGGUGCCCUGUGGCGCCCUGGGAUAGAGCGAAGGCCCACUCUGCCCUCUGUGGGACGCCUGCUGGGAGUUUCAUGGUCGUGCGGGAUGGUUUGACAUCUCUGCCCAGUUUGCUGUGCGUUUCUGCAGAAGGAGAGGAUGAAGCGGUUCUUGAUUAUGAUGUCACAUGCACAGGCACAGUCUUCCAGCUGUCUGAGUCGUGUCUUUCUUUCUCGGAGUUGGCUCACUUGGUGUUCUUCUACUCUUUGAGCAGGGACGUGUUGGCUGUCUGUCUAAAGUUUCCUCGCUGGAUCUACAAUGUAACUGGGAUCGCCAAAGAUCGUCUUUCUCAGCUCCAACCCAAAACCUGGCUCAGCACACCGCCUGACCAGAUGACUGAUGCAGAUGUGAAUGAGUUGGAGCCAAACACCAUGAUGUGCUCCAUACAGUUAACCUCAGCCAACGGAGCUCUGUGUGUCAUCAACCCGCUCUAUCUUCUUGAGCAUGGAGAUGAUUGGCUGACGCAUCAGGCAACCAGCGUGCAGUGCCCAACACAGACGCCAACUUACAGGCGAGAGAGGCGCCUCAGUUCCACUCGAAAGUGGGUUGGGGCCGGCCUGAGGAGCAGCCGAGCCGUCUCACUGGACCAAGAAGCCUUUGUUGGCACUGAAGUCUCAGGUCGGAUCAGACGCAAGUCUGAAGAAUCCGAGCCAACCUCGUCGGUGUCAUCCCCUCAAGGAGGCGUUGUCCUCAGGAGGUCCAGCCAAGGUUCCACCUCUACCCUCUCCAACAAAGGGAGCACGGGGAGCUUGUCUGCUUCUAGCACUGAGCUGCAGAACCGUGACAGCGCCGGGUCUCAGUCCCCUCACAGGGUCUCCUGGAUCGAGGAUGGCUUCUGGCUGCCACCGCCCACCAGGCCUUCUUCGUUACUCCCGCCACCGUACUCUGAGCUGGACUCGCUGUCCAUCAGCAGCAUAGAAGAAGAACAGGAACACCAGUCGCCGAGCCCCACGUCCCAUCACCCGUCGGCCCACCGGCUGGCUGACAAAGUCAUAAAUCGCCUCUCCGCAGUGGGCCAGGCGCUCGGCAGCCUGGUGUGUCAGAAGAAGAGGCUGACCAAUCGCGUUGUGGAGCUGAGCGACAGGAAACGGGGACCUUUUGCAAUGGCCGUGAAGGAAUUUGUGGAGGCAACGCUGGAGAGAGGAACUGACAUCACGGGGUCAGAGUUCUUACAGGAAGUGAGGUCAUCGCUUACAUCACUGAGGGAGACUCUCCUGGAUUACCCUGAUAUCCAGGCGCUGUUGGACAGUAUGACCGACCUCAGUGACUCAGAGAUAGACCCCCUGGUGGAGCUCUCCGUGCACAAGGUGGCCUUAAAGCCGGUGUCGGCUCACCUCUACUCCUGCAUCCACAUCUGGCGGUCCAACGACGGCAGUUUGCAGCGUCUGGAGCACAACCAGCGUGUUCUGGAAGACAACGGCGUGGAGGCGCUGGGGGGAGCGUCGGGCGUCGGAGUUCCGGACUUAGUCACCCUUGAGCGGAUCCAGCAAAGAUGGGCAAGUAUGCACAAGGCCUACUCCCCCAACAAGAAGGUCCAUAUCUUGCUCAAAGUCUGCAAGAGCAUCUACCACAGCAUGAGCUCCAAUUCCAAUUCAGAUGUGGUAUUGGGAGCUGACGACUUCCUGCCCUGCCUGACGUGGGUGUUGCUGCGCAGUGACCUGCUCAACUUGCAGAUUGACACAGACUACAUGAUGGAGCUGCUGGACCCCGCACAGCUUCAGGGAGAAGGUGGCUACUACCUGACAACCUUGUACGCCGCUCUCUACUACAUCAGCAGCUUCCGGCCGCGCUUGGCCGCCCGUCAACUCAGCGUGGAAGCCCAGCACUCUCUCAGCCAAUGGCAUCGCAGGCGCACCGUGCACAGCAACCAAUCCCGGCACAGUAAGCGCAGACGGACCGUUCGCAGACAGACGAGUCCUGAGAAGGCCGUGCAGGCGGAGGAUGGCGACACCGGGGAAGUGGGGGAAAGUGUGAUGGGUGAUCCACAGCAGCAGACAGAAAUGAACACGGAUGAGACGCUGGACUCUAAUGACAACUGGACACAAGAUUAAGUGUGUCUUACUCUCACAUCCCACCCAGAAAGCCAAAUUAUGGUAGAUAUUCAAAUUGAUAUCAUGGGAAUAUGACUAACUUUGUUCAGUAAACACAUGAAAGAACAUACAGUAUAUUACUGCUUACAUGUCAUUGGGGACUUUAUAUUCAUAAAAAUGUAUAGAUUAUUAUCAUAGCAUAAAUAGAUGUUUAGAGUUUGAUUUAUAUUUUUGUAUAGUUGACACCUGGAUCAUAGCCAUGUUGAUGAAAAUUGACAGUAAAUAAAUAACCAUAACAAUAAUGAAACACCAAAUAAUUGAACAACGUCAGUGGCGCUUAUUCGCCACCAGGGGGCAGUAAUGUGUGUUCUGAAGCAGAGUCAUGUAUAAAGAGAGCAUGGCCAACUAAGCAACAGGCGCCAUGACUGCUACUAAGGACGUGUGCGGCCGUGCACAGAUGCAUGCAAUUGCUGUCAUUUUGAUGUUCGCUUUUCUGACCAAAUAAACCAAAGUAAUACGUCCAAAUAUAGUUCUAAACAUACUCCAGCGCAUACACUUUCGUCAAAGUAUAAUUUUGCCGCCGUAGUCGACGCACUCUGCUGCUACGUUCCUGCGACCAGCGACACUCUAACACGCACUCGGCGGGGCAACAAACGUAAAAAAAAAUACACAGAACGACCAAAAAAUAACUUGCUCCUCUCAUUUUGCCAAAAUCUUCUUUAGCUUUAGAGCAGGGGUCUUCAAACGUAAGGCAGGUUUUAUCCGGCCUGCGGGAUGAGUUUGCUUAGUAUAAAAAUGAGCCGAAAUUUUUGAAUGAAAGAAACUGCUGUUCUAAAUGUGUCCACUAGAUGUCGCAAUAGCAAUUAUUUGUAUCUUUGUAGAUGAUGCUACAUGUGUAAAAAAAAUUUGUGCACCACUCAAGGAAAAUGAGCAAACUACAUAAAUAACAUCCUGUAAUUUGAUUUUUAUAUUAUUGUUUUAUCUUGAUUGAUUGAAAAUUGACUGAUGAACAUUAUUACAUAAUUUAUUCAGAAAAUAUAAAUAACGACAAAUAAAUGUAGAAUACUAUUAACCGCAACAUGUAAGUGUAAAAAAAACAAAAACAUUAUGAUUUGUACAUUUUCAGAAUGUGCUUGUUCUAUUUUUUAACAAAGAACACAAUCUGAAGUUGUCUUUAUUUUUAAGUUACCCUGCCGUGAUUUUACCAGUCCGGCCCCACUUGGGAGUAGAUUUUUCUCCAUGUGGCCCCCCCAUCUAAAAUGAGUUUGACACCCCUGGUUUAGACCAACAAUCACGCAGAAAUAGUGCUGUGUGUGUGUGAAGUAUGUCAACUGUGGUGUCUGCCACCAAUGUAUUGUAAUCACUCAUUAUGUAUUAUUCAAACUGAUCUUUCUUUUUUGUAUCAUGCUAAGUUAAUAAGUGUACAUGUUCUACCUAUUUCCCCAUAUUUCUACACAAUAACUCAGAAUAUAAAGAAUAUGGCGGGAUUUUUGGUCCAGAACAUAUUUUGCUUUAUUCAUUAUUUACAUAUUUCUUGCCACCUUAUGUCGAAUGUUUUUUAUGAGAUUUUCAGUUCACUUUCUCAUCCAUUAUUACACCCAAAAUGUGGUUUCUUUUACUCUUUCUCCAUCUAUUUGUAUUUGCGUUUGACUUUCUCUUCUAUUGUUACCAAGAUGCAUUAUUUUAGUUUUACUGAGAUUCAAAGUUAGUCUGUUUUUGUCAAAUCUUCUGUUAAAUGUACUCAUUUCUUCUAUUAUUAUUAUUAUUAUUGGUGGCUCUCCAGUGUUUGACAGCGAACCGGCACUUCCCAUACUUGCCUGAUUUCCGGGUUGUUGGUAAAGCAAUGGAAACGCUUUCCAGAAUUCACGCAGGACUUUAUGCUGCACAACAGGACAUUUUUUGCAUGGCAAAAAACUAAGGAGGAAGCACCGCAAACAAAUAGAAUCAGCUCAAAGUUGGAAGUACGGUAGUCACCUGAGUGCCUUUUGACCAAUUGUUGAGGACUUUCUCUUCAUACACGACUCUGUUCUGAGGGAACUCCCUGAAAAAAGAAAAUAUAUAUACAUAUAUUUUUAUCAUUUUAUAUUUUUUUUAAUUUUAACGGGCAAAAUGGUGCGCCGUCGUCAUAUCGUGACAUUGCUGGUUUUAAGAGCAGAGGAGCAUGUUCGGCAGCGCACAAUCACAGAGUACUUACAAGCAGACACUGUGUGUAGACAGAAAAGGGAGAACGGAUGCAUUUUGGCUUAAAAAACUAACGAUAGAUGUCAAGCUACAACACUGAAGCGCCGCCCUACAAGAGGUGCUUUAAAACAUGGCUAGCAAGUUAGCGGGUAACGUCCAUCCACAGUCCGGAGUGUUUCGGCUCCUUCUAAAUCACUAACCCUCGCCUCCAUGGCGACAAAUAAAGUACGUUUCUUACAAGUAUCAUCCCUGCAUGACGAGGAAUAGCUAAACAUGCUUCACUACACACUGUAGGAGGAUACAAUAGCUAACCGGCGUCACCACUAAGAAAAGCUAGCGCUCCUGAAUGUAAACAACUGCCAUGGAUGAAUCUACACCUGACAUCUAGUGUAAUUAUACCAAGUACAAGAGCGUAUCCAGUUGAUACUACAAUGAUAACAUAGAUAUUUUUUACCGUCGCAAAGUCGUUUUUUCUUUUCUUAAAUGUAAAUUAAGUUUAUAAUAAAUAUGUCCCUGGACACAUGAGUACUUUAAAUCGGACCAAUGUAUGAUCCUGUAACUACUUGGUAUCGGAUUGAUCCUAACAUUUUUGGUAUCAUCCAAAACUAAUGUAAAGCAUCCAAACAACAGAAGAAUUAAGAGAUUAUUACAUUUGAACAGAAGUGCAGAAGGAACAUGUUAAAACAGAAAAUAAGCAGAUAUUAACAGUAAAUGAACAAGUAGAUUAAAGAUCAAUUUUUAUAGCUUGUCCCUCAUAAUUCUGACAAAAUAAAAGAAUGGUAAAAGAAUGGUUAAUAAGUAUCGAAAUACAUGUUGGUACAUGCAACCAGAAUAGUUAAUUCUAAUGCUAUGUCCUUUGACUGUGACUUAUUUUCCAGUCCUGUCGGGUCUCGUGCACAUACCUGGGCAAUUUUUAUUAAAAAAAUAGCUUGCAAACUAAUCAUUCGCCCCAAAGAGCUGUUCAAAAGAUUUGACUCUUUCCAGAACUGCACAUCUCAAUAAAGGAUCCAUUGUUGGC
Messenger RNA from Entelurus aequoreus (snake pipefish), 5575 nucleotides. Its product is annotated as ras and Rab interactor 2-like. Gene Ontology annotation, biological process: vesicle-mediated transport. The record is from RefSeq and is a predicted model, not a curated record. The coding region runs from base 196 to 2397 and encodes 733 amino acids. Gene Ontology annotation, molecular function: guanyl-nucleotide exchange factor activity; small GTPase binding. The transcript has 11 exons. Gene Ontology annotation, cellular component: cytosol; endocytic vesicle. NCBI's taxonomy places the organism in Eukaryota, Metazoa, Chordata, Actinopteri, Syngnathiformes, Syngnathidae.